Molecule: messenger RNA, 6010 nt
Organism: Haplochromis burtoni (Burton's mouthbrooder)
Lineage: Eukaryota; Metazoa; Chordata; Actinopteri; Cichliformes; Cichlidae
Product: frizzled-3
Exons: 10
Coding region: 1404-3296 (630 amino acids)
Biological process (GO): non-canonical Wnt signaling pathway; canonical Wnt signaling pathway
Cellular component (GO): plasma membrane
Molecular function (GO): Wnt-protein binding; Wnt receptor activity
Source: RefSeq, a predicted model, not a curated record
UAUAGGCUUUUCAAUGUUUGGGAUCAGUUAGACAUACAAACUGGUCAGCUAAUAUGCACACUAUAUAUAAUGAGAAUCAUGUCACCAUUACAAAGUUUUCCUUACAUCAUACAGGCAUAAUUAGCAGCAAUAAAAUAUAUUUCAAUAUGGUGGUUAUGGAAUUUAUUUCCAAAGAAAUACUUCUUUGUUUAAGGGCAUCGGUUUUAAGCAAUAGAGUGGCAAAGAGUACUGUGUUACACACUGUCUGAGAGCAAUAGUAGACUCACACUAUCCAUCUGUAUCGUGUUACCUCCCUUUCCUACUCUUUUGUUACUCCCGAAGAGCAAGAAAGGUGUUUCUUGGUGACUACACAAUUACUUGCUUGUAGCAACUAUUUUUUUUUUAGUACCACAGGCAACAUAUACCACUGUACUUGGGAUGUGGACUUGUUUGGGUAUAUUAAAUUACUUUAGUGCUGCUUAGUAAUUCCCUGUUAAAAAGAGGAAUGAUGAAAAGGAUAAUUUACUGCAAACAAAAAGGUAAAAUCCUUAUAGACAUGUUCAAGUCUCUUUUAGGGGAAAAUUCAGGCCAAGUCGUUAUACUCUGCAGUCCUUUGGUCGGUUUGGGGUUUUUACAAAUUUCCAGGGCUGUAGAAUGAAAUCCCAUUACACGUGCUGUUUGGCAUACUUUUACCCAUGUUUUGGCUGCCUUGCAACUGGUGGUCUGUGGUUUAAAAACAUGGAACAGUAAUGCAUACAAUCAGUUGAAUUAAAUCUGCCUCCAGCUGUUCAUAGUUGGCGUAUUAAAUUACCCCUGUUGAAAAGCAGAUGAAUUUGAAGAAGGCCUAUGCUGGCUGUGCUUUUUGCAUGUUUAAUCUUUGGGGAUUUUUAUUUUUAGUUCAUGUUUAGUUAAUAUUUUCCCAUGUCAAAACAAGAUGAAUGUCAGGCAAAAGCACAAGCCCAAAUUCUCUGUUUUGCCCUCUUAAUAUUAGAUCAAAGAAAGGGAUUUCUGGUGUAUUUUAUGUCAGGAUAUGUUGUGCAUGAGACCGUCAGACUCGCUGCUGUCAUACGCUUGUUAUUUCUCUUUAAAAGAAUAAGGGGAUUAGGAAAAACAGCUUUAUUCUGGAUUGACAGAAAUGUGUUUUGAAUGGAUUCUAAUACUCCUACAGUCAUAGGAUUCAUUCAGCACAUUAAGGAGCAUGCAACUGUUUAUAUCAAGUCAACUCCCAAGCAUCAUGUCAAAACAUGCUGUGUUAAAGAUUGUGAGAAGCGUCUGUUGUUGAACUUGAUUUGACCCAGAUGAAGGAGCCAAGUAACUGACACCCUCAGUCUCCCUGCAGUCAUGGAAGAGACAGCUUUCUGAAGAUGGUUGAGUAGCAACAUGAGCCCUGUUAGCUUCCCUUCUCUGGUCUGCUGUGACCAGGCAUGGUAGUCCUGGUGGGAUCCCUGGAGCCUUUUCAUCCAAUGGUAAACCUGGUGUGCAGUGCUGAUCUGAGGAUGUUCCUGUGUGCACUAUACGCUCCAGUCUGCACUGUGUACGGCCACGUUUCCAUGCCAUGCCGAUCCCUUUGCCAGCGGGCCAAGGAUGAGUGCCACAAACUCAUGGAAAUUUUUGGCGUAGCCUGGCCAGAUGAUAUGGAGUGCAGCAGGUUCCCAGAUUGUGACGAGCCCUAUCCUCGUCUAGAGGACCUGCUAACAGGCUCUGAACCCACUGACCAAUCAUCAAUGACCGUCCAAAGAGAUUAUGGUUUCUGGUGCCCCAGAGAGCUCAAGGUCGACCCAGACCUGGGUUACACUUUUAUGGGCAGGAAGGACUGUUCUGCCCCAUGCCCCUCAAUGUUCUUCAACCAGCAGGAGCUCACCUUCAUCCGAUACUUCAUUGGAGUUGUUUCCAUUGUUUGUCUGUCUGCAACACUCUUCACCUUCCUGACAUUCCUGAUUGAUGUUACAAGGUUUCGGUACCCUGAGCGACCAAUCAUCUUCUAUGCUGUGUGUUACGUCAUGGUGUCGCUGGUGUUUUUCCUGGGUUUCCUGCUGGAAGGCAGGGUCGCGUGCAACCCUGUCAGCCCUUCCCAGUUCAGAGCAUCCACCAUAACACAGGGCUCACACAACAAGGCAUGCACCCUGUUCUUCAUGGUUUUGUAUUUCUUCACUAUGGCCGGCAGUGUGUGGUGGGUCAUACUGACAAUCACUUGGUUCUUGGCUGCCGUGCCUAAAUGGGGCAGCGAGGCCAUUGAGAAGAAAGCCCUCCUCUUCCAUGCGAUUGCCUGGGGCCUCCCAGGGGCCCUGACCGUCACCCUGUUGGCCCUGAAUAAAAUCGAGGGAGAUGGGAUCAGUGGAGUGUGUUUCAUAGGGCUGUAUGACAUCGACGCCCUGAGGUGGUUUGUUCUGGCACCGCUCUGUGUCAAUGUGGCGGUUGGUGUCUCCCUGCUUUUAGUGGGCAUUGUCGCUCUGAACAGGGUGCGCAUGGAAAUUCCUCUGGAGAAGGAGAACCAGACCAAACUAGUCAAGUUCAUGAUCCGGAUGGGAGUGUUCUCUGUGCUAUACCUGGCUCCCUUGUUCACUGUGAUUGGCUGCUACAUAUACGAGCACACAUACCGGACGAUCUGGGAGAAAACAUGGAUGGAGAACAACUGCAGGCGUUAUCACAUCCCAUGCCCAUACAAGGUUGAGGAGACCAGCAGGCCGGCCAUGGUUUUGUUCCUAAUUAAAUAUCUGAUGAUGCUCGUGGUGGGGAUCCCCUCUGUUUUCUGGGUGGGCAGCAAGAAGACCUGUUUUGAGUGGGCCAGUUUCCUACAUGGACGCAGGCGCAAAGACAGUGGGGUGAAUGAGUCUCGCCAGGUGCUGCAAGAGCAGCCAGACUUUGCUCAGUCUCUGCUGCGUGAGCCCAACACCCCCAUCGUUAGGAAGUCCAGAGGGACAUCCACUCAGGGCACUUCCACACACGCCUCCUCCACCCACUUAGCUGUUCUAGACGACCUUGAUGAACCAGUUAGAACUCACCACGGGCACCCCUCCUCCACCAAGAGUAAGGCCAGCAGCGUCCACAGCAAGGCCAGCUACCACAGCAGCCUGCGGCGCACUCGAGAUGACAGGAGCGAUACCGUGGUUUACCGAGGUACAGAGGACCGCAGUUUCCAUGGCAGCAAUCCACGUCUCGACCAUCCGCUCUCCACUCACAGCAGCCUCCAUCAGAUAGACAGCCACUCGAGGCACAGCAGCCAGCGAGACGUGUCUGUGGCCCCACCUACCCUCAUCACACAUGGAACGACGGCGAGUGACGGCCGAGCGGCUGAGAACGAAGGCACCAACGCCUGAGACACUGGAUCAGUGAAAGGAUGGAGACGUGAAGCAGAUACACAGCAGUCUGUUUGUUUUCUUUUUUGAGGAUGGGGAAUGUGUCUCUGAGUGCUGUGUUGGUAAUCUAUGGUUGUUUGUGAGCAGUAACCAUGACUCCUCUAAAUUUUGAUGGAGUUUGGCUGUAAGGUGGACCAGUUUGCUCACUGAAUUAUUUUGAGUUUACACCUGGUCUGCUUGAUUCAACAGGCUGAGCCAACAGGAAUAAAUCCCCGUCCUCUUUUGGUGACACUCGAGACAUUAUUCAGGGAAAGCUAGCAAUGGAAACAAACAGACACUGAGAAAGGUGUCUCUCAGUCUGGUUGAUAGUGGCAUCAUCCAUAUAUUGGUGAUCAUCUUUCAGGACCUAUAUGAAUAUAAUGUUAAAUACCCGAACACUGCCGACUCCACUGCUCUGGAUUGCAGCUCUUAAUGAGUGAUGUUUGUCUUUGCGUGGCUUCAGAAAAUGGAAAAAAAAAUGGGCCUAAUGUGAAAUUAUGGACCUCUCUGUGGUUUGAGUUAUUUUUAUACUGUGAAGUUUGUCUUCUGCUGCUUCAUUUUGUGUGUGUGUGUGUGUGUGUGUGUGUGUGUGUGUGUGUGGGUGUGUGUGUGUGUGUGUGUGUGUGUGUGUGUGUGUGUGGGAAAUGGAGACAUGACUAGUGAUGCGUUUUUAAAUUUUAAUUCUCCCCUUGAGCUUGAAGGAGGGAGCUGAAAGACGAAACGUUUUCCAACCAUGAAUGUAAAAGGGUUGUUUCAGAGAGUGAUAAAAUAUGGCCAUGGCUGUAAUGGAUGAUCUGUGCUCUUAUUUACAUGCACAGAUAUUUAUUUCAAGUCAGCCAAAAAAGUAUUUUAGUACUGACAUAUACAAUAUAAAAGAUGGACAUAGCUACCAUGUAAUCACCCACUAGUUUGUGAAGUCCCACCUUGAAGCUUCGAUGAGCCAUCUUGCUGUUGAAACUGGAUGUGAUGGAAGAAAGCCGGUUUGACUGUGAAACUACACUCAUUGGCUAACAUCCUGUCAAUCACAAGUUAUCAUUGUUAUUAUUAUAUCACAAGUUAUUUUUAUUCAGCGUUAUCUCAAAUGAGUGGCUGAAACAAUAAACCCAGCAGAAAAGUGUUUCCAGAGGUCAGCUCAGAAAGCCCCAAGUUUUUUUUGGCCACCACAGCUGUCGCCCCCUGGUGACCGUAAAACAGAUUGCAGGUUUAAGGCAUUCACAACUGGAAGCCACGUCCAUCUUUUAUACUGUCUUCUGAACUGUCUGCACUGAGACUUGAACCUGGCAAAGAAGCGAUAAGGCAACUUUUUAAACAAGCGAGAUAAUAAUUUACACAACAAAUGCGUGCUCAGUGUUUUAUAAGAAUAAACGAAAUAGCAGGUAAAAAUCUAAAAUAUGCCUCCUGUGGCUUUACAAUCCGAUUAACAUACAACCCCGCGUUUUUUACCCUCUGAAAAAGAAAGCUGAUUGACGUUAGGUAAGAACAAAAUCUGUGCAUUCAAACCCCAUGGCUGCACAGAUAGGACUGUAAUUUUAAAUGGAAACAGAUAGCAGUGCUUCACAUGGGUUUCCUUUAGGAAGGAAGUGGAUUUUUUUUUUUAAAUGCAAUAAUCACCAAUGUACUAUAUAAACACCAAAACUGCUCCUGUACAUGCUCUGUGAUCAUCUGUAGUCCUGUUCCUCAGGCUCAAACUUGCCCAAAGAGGUGCAGACAACUGACAGUCCAACAUUAGAAAAAGAAAUGUUCAGUCAUUGUGCUUCAUGUUCUCUGACAUUUAUUUUCUACUCUGAGCAAAAGGAAAUGAAUAUUGUUUCAUGUUCAUGCAGCUCCGUUUGGUCCCUAAUCCUAGAAACCUGAUUAACCUACCUCACCUGGACCCUCAGCUUUCUCUGUAACAUGUUACUGGGUGCUGUUUUUGGAAAAAAAGAUACUGAUCCUAAACCUAACAUGAUCAGUUCUGAUAAAAAAUAACAUGUGGUGCUUAUUUGUGAAGAAUCUAAUCUCUCCUCGCAGUAGAAUAUCUGUAACUGUCUGUCUAUCCCACAGUCUACCUCUUCAGUUGAAGCCAGGCUUAUCCUCUGCCUUUCGCCAUUGCCUCGCUCCUCUCAUCUCUGUCUUGUUUUAAAUUUCUCAUGAGCAGCUACGUGCUGUCAGCUUGUCUGCCUGCAUAUUUCUUGUACAUAGAUUUUUUUUUUUUUUUUAUAAAUUCUGUACUGUGUGAUGACUAAUCUGCCUCACAUCUGCCUCCUCCUGUAAAUGUGCCCACGCUAAUCUUUUUUUGGACCUACAGCAACUGUCUGUACUCUUACAAGUCGUGACUGCUUACAAACAUCAACCGUCGUGCUUUUUACCUCCAAAUUAGACGUUGCAGUGAGAGACGCUGUCGUAAAUAUGUCAUAAACUCAACAUAAGGAGAGACGAUCUCGCUCAGCUGUUUGACGUCUUUUUCUUGUUCACUUACGUUAACAUUAAUCCCCCCACAGUGAGACACGAGGAAGAUUUCUGUCAUCCAGUGAUACAGCUUCAAAGUGAACUACAUUAGCUUGAAAACACAAUGGAUUUUUAAUGAUGCUUAAAAAAAAUGUGUAAGAAUUUUGUGAAUUUUGAAACUUGAGCUGUCUUUGCCUUUUAAUUUAUUUGCAGUUUGGAACUGUAACGAUGUCUUAUACAUGCAGUCUAAUAAACUUUUUUUAAACAGA